This is a messenger RNA of Octodon degus (degu), 942 nucleotides long. RefSeq names its product olfactory receptor 51A4-like. The transcript has a single exon. Gene Ontology annotation, cellular component: membrane. Bases 1 to 942 code for a protein of 313 amino acids. Gene Ontology annotation, molecular function: G protein-coupled receptor activity; olfactory receptor activity. The record is from RefSeq and is a predicted model, not a curated record. Gene Ontology annotation, biological process: G protein-coupled receptor signaling pathway. Lineage: Eukaryota; Metazoa; Chordata; Mammalia; Rodentia; Octodontidae.
AUGUCCGUCCUCAACAGCUCUGAAACUGAGAUCUCCACUUUCUAUUUGGUUGGGAUCCCAGGGAUGGAGUCUGCCCACGUUUGGAUCUCCAUCCCCAUCUGUCUCAUGUACACUGUCGCUAUUCUGGGGAACUGUACCAUCCUCUUUUUCAUUAAAACUGAGCCUUCUUUGCACGAACCCAUGUAUUACUUCCUCUUCAUGUUGGCCCUGUCGGACCUGGGGCUGUCCUUCUCUUCUCUGCCUACCAUGCUUAGGGUUUUCUUAUUCAACGCUACAGAUGUUUCCCCUAAUGCUUGUUUCGCCCAGGAGUUUUUCAUUCAUGAAUUCUCAGCUAUGGAGUCGUCUGUACUUCUUAUCAUGUCCUUUGAUCGCUUUGUUGCCAUCUGCAACCCUCUGAGAUAUACUUCCAUCCUGACCAUUUCCAGAGUUGCUCAAAUCGGAGUUGCUUUUUGUUUCAGGAAUGUUGUCUUUCUUUUACCUUUCCCUUUCACCCUGAAACGUCUGCACUUCUGUAACAAGAACCACCUAACCCAUUCUUACUGCCUCCAUCAGGAUGUCAUGAAGCUGGCCUGCUCUGACAACAAGGUCAAUGUCAUCUAUGGCUUAUUUGUGGCUCUCUUAGGUUUCCUGGACAUAGGAUUUAUUUUCUUGUCCUAUGUGCUGAUACUGAAAGUAGUGUUGAGCAUAGCAUCGCAGAAGGAAAGGCUCAAGGUCCUCAACACCUGCGUCUCCCACAUCUGUGCUGUGCUUAUCUUCUACGUGCCUAUAAUCUCCCUGGCCAUCAUCCACCGGUUUGGCAAACACAGUUCUGUACUAAUUAGGAUCCUGUUGGCUGAUGUUCUGCUGCUGGUGCCUCCGCUCAUGAACCCCAUCGUGUACUGCGUGAAGAGUCAGCAGAUAAGGAAGCUGACCUUAGAGAAAGUGUGUCUGAAGCAAUGUUGA